AUGGCUCAAACAAAGCCGAUUGCCGAGCAAAUGGCUGCACUCAACAACUCAGAUGACACGUCGUUCGCUGCCGAUCGAUCGAACAGUCUUCUGAAUGCGACGUGCCCGGCGAGAAUUCAAAAUUCAGUAGAUCAACGGAAAAUCAAUCGAUCAUUCAAUGAUUCGCUGUCGUCCGGAUAUAGUGGAAAAUGGCUUCGUCCAAAGCGUGAAGCGCUCAAGAUCACUCCAUUGGCUCAGAUUGACGAGGCGCCGGCAACUAAAAGACAUAGCUCGGCGAAGGAUAAGCACACAGAAUACAAAACGCGACUUUGUGAUGCGUUCCGCCGUGAAGGAUACUGCCCGUACAACGACAAUUGCACAUAUGCUCACGGACAAGAUGAGCUGAGAGUUCCGAGACGCCGCCAAGAGUAUUAUUCCCGAGAUCCACCACGUGAGCGCCGUGAUUCUCGUUCUAGACGAGACGACGUGGAUACAACAAUCAAUCGAUCGAGUUCUUCAGCAUCGAAGCAUCAUGAUGAGAAUCGGAGACCCAGCAACAACCACGGAAGCUCGAAUCGUCGUCAGAUUUGUCACAAUUUCGAGAGAGGAAACUGCAGAUAUGGUCCAAGAUGCCGCUUCAUUCACGUCGAACAAAUGCAACAUUUCAAUGCGAAUGCGACGGUUUACGCGCCACCUUCUUCCGAUUGUCCGCCGCCGAUUGCCUACUACCAUCAUCAUCCACAACAUCAGCAACAAUUCCUGCCAUUUCCAAUGCCAUAUUUCUUGGCUCCACCGCCGCAAGCUCAACAAGGAGCUCCUUUUCCAGUGCAAUAUAUUCCACAGCAACAUGAUUUGAUGAAUAGCCAGCCAAUGUAUGCACCAAUGGCACCGACAUACUACUAUCAACCAAUUAAUUCGAAUGGCAUGCCCAUGAUGGAUGUGACUAUUGAUCCGAAUGCCACGGGCGGUGCGUUUGAAGUGUUCCCCGAUGGAUUCUUCUCUCAGCCACCACCAACUAUUAUUUCCUAAUUUUGCCGUAUUUUCCAUAUUUUGUUUUGUAUAUUUAUCCACUCACCCCCUCUCUUUGUCCUGUGAAUGAACUUGUGCCAAAAAAGCCAAAAAUAAUUUACUUUUUUU
Molecule: messenger RNA, 1116 nt
Organism: Caenorhabditis elegans
Lineage: Eukaryota; Metazoa; Nematoda; Chromadorea; Rhabditida; Rhabditidae
Gene: pie-1
Product: Pharynx and intestine in excess protein 1
Exons: 5
Coding region: 1-1008 (335 amino acids)
Biological process (GO): regulation of RNA metabolic process; regulation of gene expression; negative regulation of translation
Cellular component (GO): spindle; P granule; centrosome
Molecular function (GO): mRNA binding; metal ion binding
Source: RefSeq, marked reviewed